AUGGAAAUCAGAAUGGGCUCCACUCCUCCUCCUCCUCCGUCUUGCCGGCUCUUGGCUCCGCGCUCAGGACAAGGGCGCAGGGUGGGUGCGCGGCCGCAGUGGGACAGGGGGUUGGUGGGACGUGUCUCCGAGUGGCAGGACUCUUUGUGCGGAGGCCAGCCUGUUUGUUUAGCCUUUCCCAUACAGAGCAGCCUCACAUAUCACAGCCUCAAACUGAUCAGCACUGACACCUUCACAGCACCAACUGUGUCCAGGCCCAAGGUGAUCCAUGUCCAGGAAGCAGGGGGUCAGCCGGGUCAGGCCUGA
Messenger RNA from Knipowitschia caucasica, 306 nucleotides. Lineage: Eukaryota; Metazoa; Chordata; Actinopteri; Gobiiformes; Gobiidae. The record is from the annotation of a GenBank genome assembly.